AUGGAGGGCGAGAGGACGUCAGCGAUGCUCUCGGGCUUCGUGUUCGGUUCCCUUGCUUUCCAGCACCUCAACUCCAAUGCUGACACGGAAGGUUUUCUCCUUGGAGAAGUGAAAGGUGAAGCCAAGAACAGCAUUACAGACUCUCAGUUGAAUGAUGUUGAAGUUGUUUAUACAAUUGACAUACAAAGGUACAUUCCAUGCUAUCAGCUUUUCAGUUUUUAUAACUCAUCAGGUGAAGUAAAUGAGCAGGCACUGAAGAAGGUCAUCUCAUGCUGCAAAAAGAAUAUAAUUGGAUGGUACAAAUUCAGGCGUAAUUCAGAUCAAAUGAUGACAUUUCGAGAGAGGAUUCUUCAUAAAAAUUUACAAAAACAUCUCUCAAACCAAGGGCUUGUUUUUCUGUUACUAACACCAAGCAUAACCACAGAAAGCUGCUCCACUCAUAGAUUGGAUCAUGCAUUACAUAAACCUCAGGAAGGACUUUUCCAUAAAAUACCUUUAGUGGUGACCAACUUAGGUAUGUCAGAGCAGCAGGGAUAUAAGACUGUGUCAGGUUCCUGUACAUCUACUGCCUUUGGCCGAACAGUCCACGCACAUAGGUCAGAAUUUUUUAAUGAAGAUGGAACUUUAAAAGAGGUACAGAAGAUAAGUGAACUGUAUGGCACUAUACAGGAAGAAUUAAAGGAAAUAUGCACUCAAGUAUUAGACAGUGAGCAAUUAGUAGAAAAAUUAAUGAAGGAGGUAAAUAGACUAAAAGAGGAACUUGCAACAAGAAAGAGAGCAAAGACUCUAGUAUCAGGUAAAAUGAAAAUAAGAAGCCGUGACCCAGCAGCAGAAGAGAAUGUCCUUCUCUGUCAAGCUUUACGGACAUUUUUCCCAAGUCAUGGAUUUCUUCAUUCACGUAUUGUCUGUUUAAAAGGGAGGCAGAUUUCUAGAAAUUGCUGUAACACUGACCAUAAGCUCAAUCUGGUGAGUGAAUUAACUCUGAUGCUAGAAAGCCCUGAUUUUCCAGAAGAAGAUGGAACAAGAUGUGGAAUUAAGCGUAAACCUCUUGACUUAGAGAACCAAAGACCAUUCAAGAAAGCAAGGCCAUUACAACAUCAGAAUCAGUCCCUUAAAAAAGAUCAUGAAAACAGUGAUGAGGAAAAAGUACUGACAAGCAGUAUAGAAACAGAUGAUGAUGAUGAUGAUGAUAAAUUGAAGAGCAUCAUUAAAUAUCCAGAGUCACCAACUUUCUGAACCUUUUAUACAGUUUUUCUGAUUGUCCCUACUGACCAAAAAGCAACAGGGAAAGAAGUUUAUUGUUUGAAAAUGCAAAUUGGAUAAGUUAAAAUAAUUUUCCAAAGUAUUGCUUCCUAUAAAAUAUUUCAGAAAACUAUUGCUACAUUAGGAAUGUGGUGAUAUUUUUGUUAAAAUACUCUAGGAGUAUGGCAAAAAUUACUAGUUAUUUUCAAAGUUGUGUUUUAGGAGGUUUGUUUGGUUUUUUGUUUGUGUGUUUUUUUUUUUUUUUGUAAAUAAAAGCUUUCACUGACACUAUCCACUUUUUAGAUGAAAUAUUUCUGUAAAAAGUCAUCCUAAAACCUGAAGCUUUCUUUUUUACUUUGUUCUAAGAAAUACAGGCCACACACUAAAAGGUUAAAUUUCAAAACAACUACCCAAGUUUUCACUUUAUCCAUUUUUUUGCCACCAAAUCGGCUAUCAGUUUGGUAUUCCUAAAGCCCAAACUAGUCCCCAGUGAAGAAGUUCUUGUGCCUAACUUUUGUGUCUGUGUAUGUAUUGUUUCUUCUCUCCGACAAGCACUUUUGGUGGGUAUCUUGAGCCCAACAGUGUCUGUCACAUAGUAGGUAUUUAAUAAAUGGUUGCUGAAAGAAUUAACUGUA
Molecule: messenger RNA, 1877 nt
Organism: Gracilinanus agilis (Agile Gracile Mouse Opossum)
Lineage: Eukaryota; Metazoa; Chordata; Mammalia; Didelphimorphia; Didelphidae
Gene: ABRAXAS1
Product: abraxas 1, BRCA1 A complex subunit
Exons: 9
Coding region: 1-1236 (411 amino acids)
Biological process (GO): attachment of spindle microtubules to kinetochore; mitotic spindle assembly; protein K63-linked deubiquitination
Cellular component (GO): nucleus
Molecular function (GO): microtubule binding; polyubiquitin modification-dependent protein binding
Source: RefSeq, a predicted model, not a curated record